AUGGGCAGCUCUUUAGGCUCUCCCCAGAGACCGCUGCCUGUUCCUGCCCACAGGCACACAAAGUCUAGGCCUUGGCCUGCCUGCGUUCAGCAAGGCCGUGGCCCCAAGACUGCUGCCCUUCGGAACCCCCACACACCCCAAAGGGUGGUGGGGACCUGGAGGCGGUCCUCCAUCAGACCUCCCUCAGAGGCCACCUUGGGCCUUGAGCUCUCCAGCGCCUGGGACGCCUAUAUGAAACGAUGGCUUUGGAGUGUACGGAACCCUGGAUGGACCAGCAGCCCGGUGACUGUCAAGAUUGCCCCUCGUGAGGGCAGAGACAGCCCCCUGACCUCUCUGGGCCAGGGAAUACACCCUGCAGAGCAUUCUGAGGAGCUUCCAGACCCUUGUGCCAAGGAGACAGUGCUGAGGGCUCUCAGCCAGUGCAAGAAGGGGAUUAGGCGAUUUGAUGGGCCGCUGUGGUUUGAAGUCCUAGAGGUGACAAACAGAAGACAAAAACCAGAGCCCAAGCCUUCGUCAGCCUUUAAACCCAGGAUAAAAAAUGGAGUGGCUGUUUCUUUCAUUCCAAAGCCUGGGCCUCUGGACCACAGCCUCAACUGCUCGAGCCUCAACGCUUGUAAGAAGGCAACUGACCUACAGCCCUGUAUCCAUGCAGCCAGAGGAGCCAUACCAGAGCCUCACAUGGAAAGCUGUGGCAAGACCCAAGCCUCCUGUGACCCCUGUCUACCCCCUGUGCCAAAGACUGGAGCCUUUAGAGUUCCCUUGGUGGAUGAGAAUGUCCGUUCUACUACCUCUCCUGACUUCUAA
Molecule: messenger RNA, 804 nt
Organism: Psammomys obesus (fat sand rat)
Lineage: Eukaryota; Metazoa; Chordata; Mammalia; Rodentia; Muridae
Gene: Pom121l12
Product: POM121 transmembrane nucleoporin like 12
Exons: 1
Coding region: 1-804 (267 amino acids)
Source: RefSeq, a predicted model, not a curated record